Molecule: messenger RNA, 6469 nt
Organism: Aedes albopictus (Asian tiger mosquito)
Lineage: Eukaryota; Metazoa; Arthropoda; Insecta; Diptera; Culicidae
Gene: ksr
Product: kinase suppressor of Ras 2
Exons: 1
Coding region: 144-2342 (732 amino acids)
Biological process (GO): Ras protein signal transduction; protein phosphorylation
Cellular component (GO): cytoplasm
Molecular function (GO): protein kinase activity; ATP binding
Source: RefSeq, a predicted model, not a curated record
CGUUUUAUUAGUUCAUAUAAAUUGGGUUGUUUAGUGAAUAAAAUAUUGCUAUUUUCUACAGCCUAAUCGAAAGAGCUCAUUUUUCUGAGGCAAAGAAAUCGUCCCAAACGGAUCGACAAUCUAACGGUGUUAUAUAUAGCCCUAUGGAUAUAACUAGACCUGUUGCGUCAGCAGAGAACGUACAAGAUAGGCUACUUCAUCCGAAUACAACAUCUCCUGAAGAAGCAUCAAUUAGUACAUUGACUCCAUCACCAUCACCACCAACAUCUCCAUCAAACGCAGCACUGUCGAAACAAGUUAAGAAAAGUUUCCCAACAACACCUCCGCCUAAGAAGAAGCAUCAAACUCACAUACGGCAAUCGGCCGUGCAUCAAACAUCUGCAAUGCAGUCACAUCAGUUGUCACAGAACAAUAAUCUCAUCAAUCCUAUUCAGACUCCUGUCAAUGCCAAUACCGAACAAAUUUUGUCUCUUAUAAAAUCUAAGUCUCAUGAAUCACAAUUUUUGGCUAACCAAUCAAUUACCACAUCAGAAUGCAUAAAUCAAAACGUGGUGAAUUCGAACGACAUAAAUACGUGCGUCCAGACUAUGUCAGCUGGUAAUGGUAGUCUUCCAUCUUCAGGGGCACGAACUCGUUUGUACACUGAUCCCACACCCGAACAUCACGCUAGCGAAUCAGCUGACAGCAUCAUAUCCAGUAUACAUAAUGUAUCUAUACCACCUAAGUCUCCGUGCACACCAAUUAUAACACGUGUUAUGGGCCAUAUGAUUCAACAUCGCUUCACCAAAAAAUUCAAAGUUACAAAAAGCACUUGUGACUUAUGUAAUAAGCAAAUGUUUUUCGGAUUCAAAUGUACAGAAUGUAAAUAUCGCUGCCAUAAAGAUUGUAAAUCAAAUGUACCACCUUCUUGUGGAUUGCCUCAAGAAUUUGUAGAUGAGUUUAAAAAAAGUUUACAAUCCGACACACUAGUUCCAAAUGUAUCACCCAACCUAUGUAAUCGAGUUAUGUACGCAAAAGAUCGAAACCGUGCCCAGUUAAGUGGAAUACAUGGGGGUCCCGACAGCAGUGGUUCAAGUUGUAACAGUUCGUCUCCGUCAAGUCCGGCACUUCUGUCCUUACCACCUCAAACACCUGCUGCUUCUAAACAUUCACAGUUCAACUUUCCGGAAGUUUCAAUUUGUAAUUCUUUCAGCAUGAUUUCCGAUUCAGAAGAAAUAACGCUAGAAACUCACCCUAUCAAUAACAAUAACAGUCGCCAUCCUGGCAUAGAGAUUCCCAGAGUGCAGCUUUCAAAGUUGCCAGAAUCAAAUGAAAGUAAUGAUAGUGAUAAAACCGGUUCAACGAGUGCUGCAAGUACAGAUUCUUCUUCAGAGCGUACUCCGGUUCGAUUGGAUUCUACGGAAGAGAAAGAUAGUGACAAUUGGCCCCGCCAGAACAGUAUGUCUCUUAAAGAAUGGGACAUACCUUACGACGACCUUAAAUUGCUGGAAAAAAUUGGCAAUGGACGGUUUGGCACGGUGCAUCGUGCUCUGUGGCAUGGAGAUGUUGCUGUAAAAUUACUUAAAGAAGAUUAUGUUGCAGAUGAGAGAACACUUGAAGCAUUCAAGUUGGAGGUUGCCACUUUCAAGAAAACACGUCAUGAAAACGUAGUUCUCUUUAUGGGAGCUUGCAUGAAUCCCCCGAGGCUAGCUAUUGUCACCUCACUGUGUAAGGGUAACACACUUUAUACACACAUUCAUAUUCGAAAAGAUAAAUUUAAUUUAAACCGUACUACUAUUGUCGCCCAACAAAUAUCACAAGGAAUGGGUUAUUUACAUGCCAGAGGUAUCGUUCAUAAAGAUCUUAAAACUAAAAACAUCUUUCUAGAAAAUGGAAAAGUGAUAAUAACCGACUUUGGCCUCUUUAGUGCUACUAAAUUAUUGUAUUGUGAUUUAGGAUUAGGUAUACCAAGCGGUUGGUUAUGUUAUUUAGCUCCUGAAUUAAUGCGAAAACUCACCUCCUAUCGUCCAGUAGAUGAAGAUUUGCCAUUCUCUAAGUCCUCAGAUAUGUUUGCUUUUGGAACUGUAUGGUAUGAACUGCUAUGUGGAGAUUUUCCUUUCAAGUCACAGCCUCCAGAGGCUAUCAUAUGGCAAGUUGGUCGAGGUAUGAAACAAACAUUAGCAAAUUUACAAGCUUCUCGUGAUGUUAAGGAUAUUUUGAUGAUUUGCUGGGCAUUUCAAGCUGAUGAUAGGCCAGAUUUUGCAAAGUUAUUGGGGCAGCUUGAGCGAUUGCCUAAAAAACGCCUCGCGCGGUCACCUUCUCAUCCAAUACAAUUGUCUCGCUCUGCAGAAUCAGUUUUUUAAAUGAAUUAUUACAGUUUAAUUAGUUGAAGCAUUUAAAAUAAAUUUUAAAAUAAGGUUUAACCGUUUUUAAAUCAUUGCAGACUAUACUAGAAACUCGUAUUGAUUAGUGCAACAUAUGAAAAAUAAAAUAAAAGCUUUCUACAGUAAAUCUUGGAGUCAAACCAAAUACUAGUGCGUGCAUCGCAAUAUUCAAAUGCUAAUAAAAAUGCAAAAAUGACAUUGUAUAUAAGUUUUCUCAUAGUGUAUCGUAAAUUGUUUCGGAAUGUAACUUUGUAAUAUUGUAUGGUUAAAUAAUUAAUAAACUAUGUAAAUUAUUUAUGAAGCAUUUUAUGAAUUUUUCGUCAUCCGAUUCUCCGGCAACGAUUCUUGGUGGGCUACAACUCGUAGCGGUGGGUCUGCAGGUGCGCAGAUCCAGAGAAUAAACGGAGCGAACGGUAAAGGUUUCGGACAACUGUAAUAGAAAAACGCGGCUGAUCUCUAGCGAAACGUAUUUACUUGUGAACAUUGUGUUUGUAUAACAAAAACCCGAUUUAAUCCACCUAUGGUGAACAGAACCUUCCUUACACUUAUUAAAACUAUUGUUGUAUUAUUUGUAUUUAACAUAUUUAUUUUGUGUGAUGGACCAAAAGUUCUAGAAAAUAUUGUGGAUUUGGCAUCUAGUGAAUUGGUUUCCAAAAUAGCAUCAUGGACCAUGGACUAAACUACCAGAACAGCCAGACACCUUCUAGAAUCUUGUGUGAAAUUAAAAAAAAAAUAGCCUACAUAUUCUGGAAUAUUGUAUCUUUUGUUAACUGCCAAAAGAUCUUGAAUCGAUUAACAAAUGGAUAAGAAAAUCAGCGAGAUAUACUUUGUCUAAUAUCUCUUAAUCAGUCGAUUAAAUCAGGCGUUCGAUUUGAAUAGGUCGUAUGUUUGCUGUAUGUAUUGGGAUUCUAACAAGUCUGUCCUUAACAUAUUGUUAGUUUUCAUAAAAUUCCUGUGUAUUUGUUAUUUGUAAUUUUUUUUGAAAACAACAAUACACUUUGUCAGCAUUAUUUAUUGAAAAUUAAUUUCCCAUAGACUGGUUGAAAACUAAUGCAAGAUAACAAGUAAAUGAAUAGAUUAAUAAAAACCCGAUUUAAUCCACCUAUGGUGAACAGAACCCUUCUUACACUUAUUGAAAUUAUUGUUGUAUUAUUUGUAUUUAACAUAUUUAUUUCGUGCUAUUGACCAAAAGUAGAAAAUAUUAUGGAUUUGGCAUCUAGAGGAUUGGUUUCCAAAAUAUCAUCAUGGACCAUGGCCUAAACUACCAGAAAUGCCAGACACCUAGAAUCUUGUAUGGAAUGUUUAAAAAAUAGCUUACACACGGUCAGAAAAUUCACUCAUUUUGGAGCUAAAGUGGGACAACUCAAAAAUGAGUAUAUUUUAUUUCCAGCGGCCCAAGUGCAAAAAUCUCAUUUGUUUAAGUUGUAUAAUAUUCUUGCUGAUGUGAAGAAUAUUAUACGGCUUAAACUGUUUGGGGUUUUGUACUUGGGCCAGCGCUAUCGCUUUAAAUGCAAUUUACUCAUUUUUUGAGCUGUUCCAGUUUAGCUCAGUUUUGUGUGAAUCUUACUCAUUUUAGAGUAACUUUUUCUUAGCGUGCAUAUUCUGAAAAAUUGUAUCUUUUGUUAACUGCCAAAAGAUCUUGAAUCGAUUAAUAAAUGGAUAAGAAAAUCACCGAGAUACACUUUGUCUAAUAUCUCCUAAUUAGUCGAUUAAAUUAGCUGCGAAGUACUUGGUAUUCAUGGUUAUAGUGUAGAAAGGACAAAAAUGAUAUAUCUACUUAGUUAAUCGGGGUCUCCAUUUAGCCUAGUGGUUAAGGCUAUGGGUCGCCAAUCCGGAGACGGCGAGUUCGAUUCCCGUUCCAGUCGAGAAAAUUUUCUCGACUCCCUGGGCAUAGUGUAUCAUUGUGCUUGCCACACAAUGUACAAUUUCAUGCAAUGGCAGGCAAAGAAAGCCCUUCAAUUAAUAACUGUGGAAGUGCUCAAAGAACACAAAGUUGAAGCGAGGCAGACCAAGUCCCAGUGCGGACGUAGAGCCAUAAAGAAGAAGAAGAACUAAGUUAACCAGUUUUGGCACUAGCUAGUUAUUUUGGCUGUCCGGUUCUUGCAUUUUUCCCACAAUAUAUAAAUUCAAAGCUCUCAUUUAACAUAUUGUUAGUUUUCAUAGAAUUCUUGUUUAUUUGUAAUUUGUUAUUUAUAAUUUUGUUGAAAACAAUAACCUGCUAUAGUAUACACUAUAUAUGAGGUCAGCAUUAUUUAUUGAAAAAUAGUUUCCCAUAUAAUUCUGUAAUUCUAUAAUCUGUAAUCUCAACGCACCCUCUGGCCCCCAUCUGGCCGAUCUGCGCUUUAACCCCCGCUGAGCGAUACGUCUACCGGACGGAGUACGACGAUGUUACAAACUCUGGACUUAAUAAAAAGUGAGUUUCUAAUACCGUUGGUCUAGCCAUCUAGAACCUACAGCUACGGCACAAAUGUUUGAUCCCUAGGGGCGCUGUGUACUCCGUUGAUAAAACGAUUGAUCAAUUACGCACUGCUGUUUCUUUUCUACAUCAAUGGCGUUCUGCAAUCUUAUAAUUAUUCGAGAAUCUCUUUAUUAUUAACUGUUCUGAUAACCUAGUUAUUACAAUCCGAACAGUCGGCACUGAAAAGUAACAGAUUGACAAAUCUAUCAAAAGGUGAACUUGUAGUACUAGAACUAAUAGAACUAAGCUCGUUUUCUAGUUUGAAGCUUUUGUAAGCUUUAAGAUCAGUUUUCUAGUGCUUAUCAUCUAAUUCUGCUAAACCGAACGUUUGCCAACUUGUUAUAGUCAAAAACGAAUUUAAUCAUAAAAGUGAAAUGUGACGUAGUUAAUAAUUGCCAGACUAGAAACAGCAGAUGCGGUUCGACAAGAGGUCAUCCACUAAUCUGUUAUGUGAAAAUAUAGGACAGACAAAAUAUUUGAAUUUUGCAAUUAUUAAUAAUACUACCGCUGGAGGGAGGAAGUAAGAAUUAAGGGAACUAGUUCGAUCGUGGAUGAUCUCUUGCGGCUGUAAAAGAAGGCUGAUUAAUAUUAAUUGAGUUGACCCUUUCCUUCCCACGACUUGUAUGAUAUCCGAUUUUCUGAGCACACGUUACUACUCUUGGUCUAAAUUUAAAUUAAAUUGGUUUUAUAUCAGACUAAUUGAUAUCUAAAUUAGUUGAAUUGUUCAUCAAUAGAUUUGCACUAAGAUUACCUUUCUUAGGAAGCGUCCAUAAAUUACGUCACGCAAAAAUUGCCCAUUUUCAACCCCCCUCCCCCCUAUGUCACACUUUUUGUAUGAGACCGCUGAAAUUUUUGUAUGGGUUGUCACACUUUACUGAACCCCCCCUCCCCCCUAAAAGCGUGACGCAAUUUGUGGACGUUCCCUUAACAAUUUGAACAUUUGAAUGUGAAUAUUACUAUUAAUACGUUUUAUUUAAUCAUCUCCGCCUUUUAUUUAAUGCAAAUAAAUUGUCUUGUUUUUAGAGAAUCAAUGUAACUACGAAGCUGCCGUGGCAAAGAGAGGUUCAUUAAAAUGAUUACUAUAUGUUACCAGAAGGAUACGGGAUAACCGUUGUUUGGGGCGCUUGCUCGCCAUCGCCUUGACCUCUUUCAUUUGCUUAUUGAGCCUUCGCAGGCUCUGGAGUUGCCUCUGCUGCAUUGUCCUCCCCCUGGUCUGGGCUUCAGUCUCACGCUUACUUGCAGUUUUCGCUUCCGCCUUUGCGUGGAGUGUGGCCGACCCACCUCCACUUUCGCCCUCGAAUUACCCUAUCGGCUUUUGAUGAUAUCGACGAUGGAGCUUGAAAUUCCGGACAAAUCUCGGUUUAACGUUUGUGGUUACGAUCGCUACGCUUUUACACGCACAAUGAUAUGAAGCGGGGGUUUGAUUUUUGCUCUGGGCGAUGAAACCUUUCGCGAUAAAUACUAGUUUCUCUCUUUCUUGCAACCCCUGGUGCGUGCUAGACGGGCUUGGUGGUCUAGUGGCUACCGCUUCUGAUUCGUAUGCAGAAGGUCAUGGGUUCAAUCCCUGGCCCGUCCUUUUCAUCCUACUUUGUAUCUUUCUAUCCACUUUCUCUCACUCUCUCUUCUCUACAUAUACAACUCAUGUAUA